UAUUAUUAAAAAAAACGUGUUUUACUUUUGUUUUUUCUUGCUUUUCUUAUAUCUUUUUAUUUGUAGCAAUGGUGGUUUCCAAAAGAUGUAAAGUUUGUUCAGCACUUGAAGCUGAAAAUAUUCCUAUAUCCGGGGAAUAUUUUGGUAAAUUACUUCCAGAAUUGAUAUUGAAAAUAUCCGGCAUAGAUUUGGACCCGCGUAAAAUAAAUGGUGUGCUCAUAUGUAAAUCUUGUGCCGUACAGUUGGUACAGACUGAUUUGUUGGUUGAUAAAUUACGAAACACAUUGCAACGACUGAAGAUAUUGGUGAAGGAGACGAAACCCAAAACGUCAAGCGCUGCUCAAACUAAGGCCAAAAAUUCACCCACUAAUAAUGGCGAACUAGUAAUCUUGGACAAAUCCGUAACAAAUUUAGAUGAAUCAAAUACACAAGAUGAAGUUAAGCUAAAAACUCCAAAAAAAGUUGCAAGGCGUAAAUCCGUAUUUCCCGAUGAUAAACAGAUGAAUAACGACAAUGUCGUUGAGCAGAAUGGAAAGACUCCUUCCUCGGACAAUUCCGAAAAAGACAAAAUUGAUUCUGUAGCAAAUUUGAACGAUUCAAAAACUCAUGAAAAAAUCAAACCUAAAACUCCCAAAAAAAUAGUAAGACGUAAAUCUGUAUUUCCUGAUGACAAACAGAAAAGUAAUGAUAAAGACGCUGUGGAGGAGACUCCUAAGGCUAAUCCUAAACUUACAAAUUUAAAGGAGAAAGUAGAUUCCGAUGCGUCAACACCUUUAAAAAAGUCACCCACAAAGACAGAAAAACGGAAGUUGGCUACAUCAACAAAAGAUAAUUCAAAUAAUACAUUUGCAAAUUCGGUCGAAUCCACACCAUUAAAGCGUAAUAAAACACUGUCAAUAUCUGUAAGUGAAGAGUUUCCAAUGGAUUUAACUAUUGAUGAACAGGAUGGCAUCGCCUCAAACAAUGAGAUAAGCCUAAUUGAUGGUAAAGUAAAAGUUAUGAACUGCAGUAUUUGCGGUAAAGCAUUUCAUCAAAAGAGCCAAUUACGCGAACAUAUCGAGACAAGUCAUAUGGGAGAACGGCUUAAGGCAUGUCCGCACUGUUCGUCAGAAUUUCGGUCACAGCAAAAAUACGAAUCACAUAUCUUCAGUGAAAAGUGUAAGAAUACUAAUCAUAUUUGUCAGUACCCCAAGUGUAAUAAACGUUUUAAAACAGUUCACAAAAUGGAACUGCACAUGCACGAAAAACAUUCAUCGCAAAAUGAAUCGGAGGCAGAAUAGUCCCCUCCUACUUUUAAGUUGUCGUAUAAAAAUUUAUUUUACAUGCAUAUUUUACUACAUUAAGAAAUAAGUUUAAUAUUGAAUUAAAUAAAUUACAAAGAUAUUUGUAUCGACAAAAUAUUUUGUUUUUUAAGAAAAUCCCCGAUUUUAAUGAAAUUUAACACAUAUUAAGGUUUAAAAGUGUUCUACAAAUUAAUGACUUUUUGAUGGAUUUUAAAAAUAUGUUAAAAUUGGGUAAAAGUAUAACAUAUUAUUGUCCAUAACUUUUAAAAUCCUUUACGUACUGAAUAAUUUUUUAUUUCAUUUAAAAACCCGAGGGGUAUUGUCUUUAAAAUCGUGUAAAUAGAAUAUUUUAGUUCAGGAAAAUAACAUUCAUAAAAAAGCAAAGCAUUCAUAAAAUUCAUUGAAAAGCAACGCUAUAAUGUCAAGAUAGAUGUGAAUUUUUGUGAUCCCAGAAAAUUAUUCUUAAUUAAAUAAAAUAUUGUUUACAAAUAAAUUAAAUACUUUGUUAACAAAAUUAUAUAAAUUUGUGCGUAAAAUCUACGUCUAAAAUUUGUAAAGUAAAAACGCCAUCUUCGUCUUGUUUGAUGAGCAAGAAAAAAAAUAUAAACAAAACAAAAAUAAAUUGUUGUUUUUUAUAUUUGCAAAACAACUCAAAAUGCCGACAUUAAAUGAUAUUUAUUUAUGUCCCAAAUGUAACAAAAAUGUUAAAGACAACCAAAAUAGUCUUGGGUGUUGCAUAUGUGAAAAAUUUUAUCAUAGUACCUGUCUUAAAAUAACAAAAGAACAACAUUCAUUUUAUAUCGCCACAAAAUGUUUCAGUACACUUGUGCAAUCUGCAUUGCUAAUAAAGCAUCAACAAAUACUCCAAUUACACCUAAUGUAAAUAUAAAUGAGUCUACAAAUCCUUCAUCCCAAACAAGUGACAUAUGCGAUGAAUUGCG
Messenger RNA from Lucilia cuprina (Australian sheep blowfly), 2224 nucleotides. RefSeq names its product myoneurin-like. The transcript has 2 exons. Lineage: Eukaryota; Metazoa; Arthropoda; Insecta; Diptera; Calliphoridae. The record is from RefSeq and is a predicted model, not a curated record. The coding region runs from base 69 to 1280 and encodes 403 amino acids.